Molecule: messenger RNA, 1786 nt
Organism: Sodiomyces alkalinus F11
Lineage: Eukaryota; Fungi; Ascomycota; Sordariomycetes; Glomerellales; Plectosphaerellaceae
Exons: 3
Coding region: 485-1405 (306 amino acids)
Source: RefSeq, a predicted model, not a curated record
UUAGUCGACGGAAAAAACAACUCAUCGACUCUUUGAUGGCCGUGAUCCGGGAAUGGCUUGACAGAGCACUCGGGCCCUUGGAGGAUGAAGAAGAGACAAGCGAUGGUAGUGGCAGCGGGAACAGUCGUUCUGGCCACUCUAAGAGGUCGGCUUCGGCUUCGGGCUGCAACACCUCCUCUGGAGGGCCUGGCUGUUCACUUGCCGGUCAAAAGCGCCAACUGCACCGUAAUAACAGGGAUCAAAACUCGGAUGACGAGGAAGAUCAGGAGGGACAGGAUAGGACCCCCAAACGCUCCAAGAAGGAUAGGGAUGAUAGUCGCCGAAAGUUUGCUUGCCCUUAUUACAAGCGGGACCCCGUCAGACACAAUUGCCGCAACUGCUGCGGUCCGGGCUGGGACACUGUUCACAGGGUUAAGUCCGUCACUUCGCAAUCCCAAUCCCAAUCCCAAUCCCAUAAUCAAAUGCCCUUCCCUUCCCCCCCCCCAUGCAGGGCUCUUCAUCUAACAUGAAUGGACCAUAUGUCAGGGAGCACAUCUAUCGACGUCACAGUCUUCCCGAGUUCAUGUGUUAUCGCUGCCGUGGAUUCUUCAAGACCAAAGCGGAGCUUGAGGACCAUCAGAGAUCAGAGACUUCUUGCCCGCUACGCGAUUCCUUUGCACUUGAUCCUGUCGACGGGUUCGACAAGGAAAAAGAGACCAAACUCCGGGCGCGCUCGAGUGGCAAGAAGACCGAGGUUGAAAAGUGGUCUGACAUGUAUCGCAUCCUGUUUGAGUUGGAGCCGGACGCCGACAUUCCAUCUCCUUUCUACGACCAUGCGGACAAUUCUCAAACAUAUCAGGAAGGCCCCUCUGCUGCCGAGAUGGAGGAACACUAUGGAAAGAAUUACAUGCAGUUCCUUCGGCGCGAGAUGCCCAAGUCCAUCCGACGAGAGAUCGAGGCCGCAGUGGACCGGGAGUUCAGUGACGUCGCGCAGAAUCUGAGGGGGAAAAUCUCCCAGUUCGUUCGCGACGCGCACACGAAGCUCCUCAAAACAUUCCAGGCCAUCGGUCCUCCGGAUGAGGCAGCCGCCAUGGACGAUCCGAACACUUUGCCGUCGUCGUGCUCACGAGCCGGUACACCGUCGUCUUUACCUGCAUUCUCGGACACAGGGGCUUCCGCUCCCACCGGGGAUCCGGCUCCGGCCCAGGCUGCAGCUACUUCCUUCCCACUUGCCACCCCAGAAAUCGGAGACCCAUAUGAUUGUUUCUUUGGCCCCGAGGUGUGGGAGGAAUUCGAAAAGGUCUUUGGUGUCGUGGAUGACUCGUCACUCAAUUCCUGCGACAACCAGGCAUUCUCUGACUCUGCGUACUGCUCCAACGGUUCCAGUUCGGACGCAUCUGGCGCUGAACGGAGCGUUGAAGCUUGAUCUCGUAUGCAUCUGACGACUUUGCCCUCACCUUUCCUCUUCUCGGAUUCUAGGCUCAUAGUUCGUCUAUAUGGAGGAUCAGCUACCAUCUGCUCUUUGGUGUUUUGCAUAUACGACGUCUUUAGCUUGGUCUCUUUGCCUCGCUGCUUUCUGUUCGGCUGCAUUUGAUUUCCUGCCUUUCCCUGAUACGAGUCUGGCUCGUGUAUAUAACUGUAUGCCCUAGGUAUAGCAGGACCUUCUUUAGCCGGACUGUGUAAAUUAUCUGUGUACCGAUGUUAGUGUUCCUUAUUUCCUUGGCUACCUAUGCACCUGGCUAUGCUCCUGAAUUAUUUAUGCUGCAUCACCAAACAAUGGCCAGUCUUAUCUGACAUUGGUCCGGCC